AUGAUUAUCCUUCCUGAAGAUCGUAUUAUUGGUGGACCAAAUGCAACAGAACAUGUUGAUGAUAGUAUACCUUAUGUUGCAAAAACACCAAUUUUUACUCAUCACGAUGAUAAUGAUAAAA
Rotaria sordida is the source of this 121-nucleotide messenger RNA. The record is from the annotation of a GenBank genome assembly. NCBI's taxonomy places the organism in Eukaryota, Metazoa, Rotifera, Eurotatoria, Philodinida, Philodinidae.